This is a messenger RNA of Megalops cyprinoides (Indo-Pacific tarpon), 2114 nucleotides long. RefSeq names its product coiled-coil domain-containing protein 47. Gene Ontology annotation, cellular component: endoplasmic reticulum. Gene Ontology annotation, molecular function: calcium ion binding. The coding region runs from base 1 to 1449 and encodes 482 amino acids. Gene Ontology annotation, biological process: endoplasmic reticulum calcium ion homeostasis. The record is from RefSeq and is a predicted model, not a curated record. The transcript has 12 exons. NCBI's taxonomy places the organism in Eukaryota, Metazoa, Chordata, Actinopteri, Elopiformes, Megalopidae.
AUGCGAAAUAUACUCUUCCUCUCUGUGCUGGUGCUGCUGCUUGCGCUGCCCGUCUCCUGGGGGAGGUACGAUGAUUUUGACGAUGGGGAGGAGCUGGCAGAGUUUGAUGAUAAUGACUUUGCAGAGUUUGAGGAUGUGAGUGAGGAUGUGACACCUGAGACAGAGACCGUCGCUCCUCCUCGGGUAGCCCCCACUGCUACCGACCAGGACGACGAGGAUGAGGCCACUGUGGAGCUGGAAGAUGGGCAGGAUGACUUUGAGGACUCUGAGACUCCCGAUGAAGACUUGUACAACAAGUAUGACGCGGAGGAGUUUGAGGGGUUUGAGAAAUCCAGCCCGUCCUUCAAAGACCCAAUUAACAUCCUGACAGUUCCCUCCCACCUGCAGAACAGCUGGGAGAGUUACUACAUGGAGAUCCUCAUGGUGACAGGACUGUUGGCAUACAUCAUGAACUACAUCAUUGGCAAAAACAAGAACAACCGGCUUGCCCAGGCCUGGUUUAACUCUCACCGAGAACUGCUGGAGAGCAACUUCGCCCUUGUGGGGGACGAUGGCACCAGUAAGGACGCGGUGAGCACGGGGAAGCUGAACCAGGAGAAUGAACACAUCUACAACCUGUGGUGCUCCGGCCGCGUGUGCUGUGAGGGCAUGCUUAUUCAGCUCAAGUUUCUGAAGAGGCAGGACCUGCUCAAUGUGCUCGCCAGGAUGAUGAGGCCCAUCUGCGAUCAAGUGCAAAUCAAAGUGACCCUGAAUGACGAGGACAUGGAUACAUUUGUGUUUGCGGUUGGCACCAAGAAGGCCAUGGCACGACUGCAGAAGGAGAUGCAGGACUUGAGCGAGUUCUGCAGUGACAAGCCUAAAUCGGGAGCAAAGUAUGGGCUGCCAGAUUACCUGGCCAUCCUAUCGGAGAUGGGGGAGGUGACGGAUGGAGUGAUGGACAGCAAGAUGGUUCAUUUCCUUACCAAUCAUGCCGAGAAAAUCGAGUCCAUCCAUUUCUCGGACCAAUUCUCUGGUCCAAAACUUAUGCAAGAGGAGGGUCAGCCCUUAAAGCUGCCGGAGACGAAAAAGACACUUUUGUUUACAUUUAAUGUGCCUGGGAUGGGCAACACAUCCCCCAAAGACAUGGACGCACUGCUGCCUCUCAUGAACAUGGUUAUCUACAGCAUUGACAAGGUCAAGAAGUUUCGGCUCAACAGGGAGGGGAAGCAGAAGGCUGAUAAGAACCGGGCCCGCGUGGAAGAGAACUUCCUGAAGCUGACGCACGCCCAGCGUCAGGAGGCCGCACAGACGCGGCGCGAAGAGAAGAAACGGGCUGAGAAGGAGAGGAUCAUGAAUGAGGAGGACCCUGAGAGACAGCGCCGUCUGGAGGAGGCUGCUCAGCGUCGGGAGCAGAAGAAGAUGGAGAAGAAGCAGAUGAAGAUGAAGCAGAUCAAAGUCAAAGCCAUGUGAAGUUGCACAGACCGCUACAGCUCCGCCCUCACAGCCUCGCCUCCUCUCUCACCUGCCUGGCCUGCCCCCACACUGCCACACACCUACUCCCUGCGCCCGUGUCGUCUCUCUCUCUCUCGCCUGUCACUUACACACAUGCUCUGUAUGGAUCUCUGCCUUGUGCUGCUCUCCUAUUCCUGGUGCCCUCUUACUGUCCUUGUUGUGUGUACAGACAGAGUACCCCCUCUCCACCUAAUUCUUAUAUUUCCUCCUCCCACCACACGCACUCCUUCCCUGUCUGACCGUAGCGGUGCAGGGCGGGGCUGAAGACUGUAACAGUGGGGGGGGGUAUUCCCAGGCAACGCUCUUGUAUGGACAGACAGCAGACCGGCCCUCUCUCCGAACAUCAGUGUGUCUGCCUGUGACCCAGGAAACCCCUGACCCAGGCUGAUUGAUACGGGAAUGGGAUGAGCGUGGCUGCUCAAAGUGGUCUUCCAUAUCAUAUUUUCACCCAGCAGGCUUACUCCUCUCUGCCACUGGCAGCCUGAGGGGCUCUUACCGAUGGCUGAUCUGUCCAUUUUCUGCUGAUACUUCUGAAGAGUUGUUUCUAGUGAGCGUGCAUGAGGAAUGUCAAUUUGAAUCAAUCAGGGAGUGUUUGCUUGUGUCUUUUAGUCAGACCAGGGGAA